AUGCUGGUUACCAUGAGGCUAGUAGCCAAAUUCAACUCAUACUAUGCCGACAAGCCAGUUCUAACGACAAUGGUCACGAACUCCGUCCUCGGUGGAGUUGCGGAUACGGUGGCCCAAACCAUCACAGCCUUCAGGAUGCGAUCGUCACAGCGCCAGGCGGAUUCGGAGAACGGAAUCAUAUCGAUUGAAAUACAAGACUUUGAUAAGGAGAAGCCUCCACAGUGGGGAGAGUUGGGAUAUGCAAAGAAUCGGCCUUCGCCAUUUGACUUUGAACGGCUGACACGAUUCAUGGCCUAUGGGUUUUUCAUGGCGCCAAUUCAGUUUCAAUGGUUCAAGUUCUUGUCGCGGGCCUUUCCCAUCACCAAGACCUCGGCAACAGGACCUGCUUUUAAAAGGGUUGCCGUGGAUCAAUUGAUGUUUGCUCCUUUUGGCUUGUUCUGCUUUUUCACGUUCAUGACUCUGGCAGAAGGCGGAGGCCGAAGGGCGUUGAUGAAUAAGUUCCGUGACAUUUACCUACCGACGCUCAAGGCCAAUUUCAUUCUAUGGCCUGCGGUACAAGUCUUGAACUUCCGUGUGGUUCCCAUUCAGUUCCAAAUUCCAUUCGUUUCCACCGUGGGAAUUGCAUGGACGGCGUAUCUGUCCCUUUCCAACUCGGCAGAAGAGGAGUAA
This is a messenger RNA of Talaromyces atroroseus, 669 nucleotides long. RefSeq lists its product as hypothetical. The record is from RefSeq and is a predicted model, not a curated record. Bases 1 to 669 code for a protein of 222 amino acids. The transcript is spliced from 5 exons. Gene Ontology annotation, cellular component: cytoplasm; membrane. NCBI's taxonomy places the organism in Eukaryota, Fungi, Ascomycota, Eurotiomycetes, Eurotiales, Trichocomaceae.